Dimorphilus gyrociliatus is the source of this 385-nucleotide messenger RNA. Lineage: Eukaryota; Metazoa; Annelida; Polychaeta; Dinophilidae. The record is from the annotation of a GenBank genome assembly.
AUUGUAUACUUUAAUUACGAUGAAUGAAAACAACGAGCGUCUAACGCCAAAUCAAGAAUCAAAUCAUGGUAAAAAGGCCACCGAACAAAAACCUAAUGGAAGACAUGCUUUAAAAAGGUGUCCCGAAUGCUCAACUUUUAGGCCAGUAGCUUGUAAAACCUGUGUAUGCGGUUAUAUAUUUUGUAAAAAAAUCGCUCAAUUACAGAAUAUUGACACCGAAGAGGAAAGUAUAGGUAGUAGGAAAAGAAGAGAGCGUCUCAAAAGAUUAGAAAGACCAGAGAGACCAGAAAGAACAGCCAUGACAUUGAGUUCAUCAAAGGUUCAUAUUAUUAGAUGUGCUAUUUAUCCCACAUUCGAUAGAUUUACUACUGCAUUUAGCAUUUAA